UCCUGUCAUUGAAGAAGGAAGUUACACUUUAUAAAGUGAUAAAAUGGCGACUAAAGAAAAGACAGACGCGUCAGAUGAAAUAAUAACACUCACAUGUUGUGUAUGCACGAAGAAAAACAUAAGAAGAGAUGCUGAAAAGUAUUGUGUAGAAUGUCAGGAUUAUUAUUGCAUACCAUCCACAGACUCGCACAAAAUGUUUCCUGCUAUGAGUGGUCACCAGAUCCUGGAUAGAGCUGACUUCAGCUCUCAUGGCUUACAGGUAGCUGAGCUGCCAAGUUAUCCUACAGAGAGAUGUUCUACACACAAGGCAAAAUUACUGGACAUGUUCUGUGCCAACCAUAAUGAAGUUGUAUGUGCUAGCUAGCUAUACAUCAUAGAGCUUGCCAAGAGAUACGAUCAAUUCCAGAGGACAUUGACAAUUUGUACAGGGAAUCAAGUUUAAGGGAAACUAAAACAAAAGUAAAUGUCAUGAAAAAAAAACAUGGAGGAUAUAAAGAAGUCAAAAGAGCAACUAUUAAGAGAGCUGAAGAAACACAAGAACGAGGCAACUGAUUCAAUUAGAAAAUUCAGAAAGGAAAUGGAAGCUUUGCUUGAGAAACUUGAAGAGGAUUCCAUAAAGGAGGUUGAAGCAGAGUAUGAAAAGAUUGAAAGUGUAUUACACAAACAAAUCAAGGAAGCAGAGGCAUUCAAUGUUGACCUUGUACAAUACUACAAGAAACUGGAGAGGUCUGCUGGAAAUAAAGCACAGGAGUUUGUCUGUGUUAAACAGACUGAGAAAACUACCAGUAAAGCUGAAAAUGCUGAACAAGUUCUGAGAAAAGAACCAGAUGUGCAAAUAGGAUUUCAACCUGAUGUAACAAUCAAAAACUUCCUUAAACAAUUAAAGACACUCGGCAAGAUCUCUAUUACAAGAACAACAGUGUACACAAAGAGAGCAGAGAAUGAAAUUAAUGUGAAAUUGACAACAGGCGAAACAUUUCUGCAUUGCUGUAUUUUUAGUUCCUGUUUCAUUUCAGAUGGCAGCCUACUACUGACAGACUUCAACAACAGAAAGCUUAAACAUCUGAAUAUUUCCACAGCUACAGUAAAGGAUCAUCUAGAUCUUAAUGCUGAACCAUUUGCUGUCUGUCAGAUCAGGGAUGAUGAAGCUGCAGUCAGCCUUGUUAACAAGACCAUCCAGUUUGUAUCACUGGGUAAUAAGAUAACUACUACAAAACAACUGAAACUUAAUCAUUACUGUUAUGGUCUGGCUAACAAGAAUGAGAGACUGUUUAUAACUGACUAUGGUUCCACAGUUUAUAUUCAUGAUAUGACUGGUACCAUGCUCCACAAAAUCACAGCAGACAGAUCAGGCAAUGCAAUUUUUAGUGACAGCAGACAUAUCAGUCUCAGCACUAACAGAGACAGGGUGUAUAUAGCUGAUGCGAACAAAGGUUUGAUCACACUAGACACUCAGGGAAAUUAUGUAUCAACAUUUAAUGAUCCUGAUGUAUUUAACCCUUGCGCAGUAUGCACCGAUGGAAGAGGAAACAUAUUUGUCAGUUCACAUGGAUCCUCAAACAUUGUGCAGAUAAGUGAGGAAUCUAACAGGAAGUUAGGUGUACUCAGAGGUAGGAUGAGACUUCUCUCUGUUUCAUUUGACCCACAGCAGAACAAACUUGCUCUCUAACAGUGAUGGUGAUACUGUAAAAAUCUUCCAACUAGAAUAAAUCAUAUCCUUUACAACUCGUUAUUCUGAACAAUGAAGUGUUCUGCAGGUUAAAUAUGUUCCAUUUUAUAUCUAACUUACAUCAAACUGUCUUACAACAUCUAUACAUUAGUAUCUUACAUGAAGGCAUAACAGUGUGCUAUAUACCUUAUCUGUACUAUAGUUAGUUCAAUAAAUAAAACACAAAUCUAA
Molecule: messenger RNA, 1900 nt
Organism: Mercenaria mercenaria
Lineage: Eukaryota; Metazoa; Mollusca; Bivalvia; Venerida; Veneridae
Exons: 2
Coding region: 482-1669 (395 amino acids)
Biological process (GO): protein polyubiquitination; proteasome-mediated ubiquitin-dependent protein catabolic process
Molecular function (GO): ubiquitin protein ligase activity
Source: RefSeq, a predicted model, not a curated record